Branchiostoma belcheri (Belcher's lancelet) is the source of this 1991-nucleotide messenger RNA. RefSeq names its product coiled-coil domain-containing protein 22 homolog. Gene Ontology annotation, biological process: positive regulation of ubiquitin-dependent protein catabolic process. Bases 30 to 1943 code for a protein of 637 amino acids. The record is from RefSeq and is a predicted model, not a curated record. The transcript is spliced from 18 exons. NCBI's taxonomy places the organism in Eukaryota, Metazoa, Chordata, Leptocardii, Amphioxiformes, Branchiostomatidae. Gene Ontology annotation, molecular function: cullin family protein binding.
AAGUUCAAGUAUCACAUGACGGAUCCAAGAUGGAAGAAGUGGACAACAUUAUCAUCCACACCCUCCGAGAAAUCGGCUGUGGGUUGGAUGAUGACGUACAGAGCCUGAAACAGUUCACCACAGAGAACAUAGUCGAGGCGACAGUGAGGUGUCUGCGUGUGAUCGGUGAUGGCCCCAACAUCUCCCCAGCCCUCCCACCCGGCAUGUCAGCCAGGUACAGGGUCGGCACACAGCUCGCCACAUCCUGUCAGGAGCUUGGGUUCCGAGGGGACAUCGGGUACCAAACGUUCCUGUACUCCAACGAGGCAGACAUCAGGAGAGUUCUCAUGUUCCUGAUGGAGAAGAUGCCGAAAGAGGCUGCUGAAGUCGCAUCAGAACCCAUGGGUAAGUCAGCCAUGCUGAAACGCAGCAUAGCAUCAGAGUUAGACAGACAGAUGAAGUCAGCGUGGACCCCGGCCUACUGUAAACAGGACGGGCUGUGUUGGAGGGGGACCAAACCACGACACUGGCACAGGGAGGGUCUGAGCGGAGUCAAGAGGUUCCACUCCUGUCCUGUACGCACACCAGAAGGAGUAGGAGAUAUCACAAAAAAGACUCCAAAAGAGCUGAAGAGAUAUUAUGACAAACACCUGCAGCCCCUGACAUCCCAGCCCCCCCGCGGAUCACAGGUGGUACCUUCCAUCCUGGAGGUGAACGACCUGUCGGUCACUGCCCAGCAGGAGUGGGAAACUGAGUGGAACCAGCACGGCCUGCCCUCGCGCCUGUCACAGGAGGAGUAUAAAGCGAGGAAGAGACAGAGGUUAGAGAAGAGAAUAUCAGACCAGCUGAGACAGGCUAUCCAACAGGAGACCAGCAAAGCUGCGGCUGGUAGGGAUCUCAUUCAGAUACUGAACUCCUUCACUGACAGAGGUGCAGGAAAGGGUGUGACCAAAGGGUCAAGGUUCACCCACACUGAGAAGCUCCAGUUUGCUCAGGAUGAAGAAACAGCGGCACAAAUGAUGGGAGAGGGACCAAGAGUGGACACAGAAGAGGAGCUGCAGAGGAGGAGAGAGGAGGAGGUAGAUCAGCUGCGGGGACAGCUGGAGCAGGUCACAGGUCAGCUGCAGAACCUGGAUGUGGAGAUGAAGAAGUUUACAGCUGGGAUACAGCAGAUGGAGGAAAAGGUGAAUACAGAGGUUCGGGGGAGGAGCGACAAGGAAGAGGCUUACAAGGUCAAGAAGAGGACGUUGGACCUUCUGCCUGACGCUGAGAACAACAUCACUAAACUACAGGGAGUGGUUGAUGGGAGUUCCCAGAGACUAGUGAACCUUGCCCAGCAGUGGGAGAAACACAGGGUUCCCCUCAUACAGCAGUACAGGGAACUCAAGGAACUCAACGCUAACAGAGAGUCUCAGUCGGAGAAGAAACUAGAGGAGAUCAAGAGCCUGAGAGAGAAGAUGAAGGAAGUAGCAGACGAGGCCAGGGGGAAGGAUGAUGUCUACAAACAACUGGCGUCUGAGUAUGAGAGAAUGACUAAGGACGUGAACCGAGGUGCUUACACUAAGAGGAUCAUGGAGAUAGUGGGCAACAUUAAGAAACAGAAGGAAGAGAUUGACAAGAUUCUGAUAGACACCAGGGAUGUUCAGAAGGAGAUUAACCAACUCACAGGCAAGCUGGACAGGACUUUUGCUGUCACCGAUGAGCUCAUUUUUAGGGAUGCCAAGAAAGAUGAGGCUGUGAGGAAAGCCUACAAGUCUUUAGCUGCUCUACAUGAGAACUGUGAGCAGCUGAUCAAGACAGUUGAGGAGACAGGAGGGAUCAUGAGAGAGAUCAGGGAUCUAGAGGAUCAGAUUGAAACUGAAGGGGCCAAGAAGACCACCCAGAACCUGGACAGGAUCAUGGGAGACUUCAAACAGAUGAAACAAGAAAACUCCAGCAUCGUGGCUAAACUAAAGGGAAAAUAACCAUCCUCUCUACAUCAUGUCAGCUAACUAUGACGACAUACAUGUAGU